Messenger RNA from Misgurnus anguillicaudatus (oriental weatherfish), 680 nucleotides. The record is from RefSeq and is a predicted model, not a curated record. NCBI's taxonomy places the organism in Eukaryota, Metazoa, Chordata, Actinopteri, Cypriniformes, Cobitidae.
GCUUCGGUGUCACUGUAACGUCACUAGUUCUCAUGUUGCACUUCACCAGAAGUAAAAAUUGUACGGAACUGUAUAACUCAAAACACUUCGCUAUGGAGACGGUCGCAUUAGUAAUUCUUUUAUUAUUCAAGGGUGUGGUGACAGAUGAGUCAGUGUCAGUGUAUGAGAGAGAUUCUGUUACUCUACACACUGAUAUUAAACUACAGAGAGACGAUACGAUCGAAUGGAGGUUUGGAGAUGAACAGAAUCUCAUAGCAAGAAUCAACAGGGCCGCCAAUUUACUCACAAUAUAUGAUGAUGUUCUUGAUGGGAGAUUCAGAGACAAACUGAAGAUGAACACUGAGACUGGAGAUCUCACCAUCACAGACAUCAAAACUCAACACACUGGACUUUAUCAACUAGAGAUCAGCAGAGAGACUAUCAUGAUAAAGAGAUUCAGUGUCUAUGUGUCUGGUGAUAAAGUGAAGACAGUGAUGAAGGGAGAUUCAUUCAUUCUACACAAUAAUGUUACCAAGAAUCCAGGAGAUGAGAAGAUGAUGUGGAGGAUUCAACACAACAACUCUCCUGUAGCUGAAAUAAUCAGAAAUGGAAAGGAGACAAAUGAUAAAGUUCAUGAUGAGAGAUUCAGAGACAGACUGCAGUUAGGGAUUAACUUUAAACUUGCAUCUGAGGAGAUUUAA